AUGAUUACAGAUACGACACUUACAGUCUUGUGCAAUUCAUUAGGAGGAGUUGUAAUGGCAUUAAUUUUCGCUUACCACUUUGUGGUAAUAAAUUCUAAAGAUAAUUCCAACAAUUCUAAAUCUAAAGACAAAAAUGUUUCAGAGCCUAUCAAAGAAAAUAAAACUCCCGAAACUUCCAAGGAAAAGAAACUUUCAGAACCUUCCAAAGAAAAGAAACGUGUUUCUACAUAG
This is a messenger RNA of Funneliformis caledonium, 231 nucleotides long. The record is from the annotation of a GenBank genome assembly. NCBI's taxonomy places the organism in Eukaryota, Fungi, Glomeromycota, Glomeromycetes, Glomerales, Glomeraceae.